AAGCUGAUACAAUAGCUGAUGUACCUAUCUUUUAAUCUGGGUACAGUUUAUCUUAAUGAAAAGUGCGUGAUAAUUGUAGGCAUUACUAUACAUGUCAACGGAUCGUGUUAACCAAACAAUGCACAUUCGGAUGAUCAACUCGCGACUGCAUACAUAAACCUGCUUUCUAGGUAGCUGCUUUCUUGCACAGGUACCUGAUACAGGUGCAUGUGGCUUCUAGUUACUUUUUUGGAUUGACGCUGGAUGUCCUUCUUGAAUCGGAUUUUGAGUUCAGAAGAGGAACAGUUCAUUGACUUUGUUAAUAAAGACAUUGAACACUUCCUUAGAUGCUACACUUCAAAGAGCAUAUUGCUGUUUCCUCCACUUAGCAGUUUCCAUCGACUGUUGAUCCACAAAGUCGCUGAGGACUACCAAAUACUUCACACCUUCUCUGUAGGUGAAGGACAGUCGAGACGAACCACUGUCUGCCUCCAAGAAGAUCUCACUAGUUGCCCUUCAAAAGAAGAAAGAUUGAUGUCAUUGAAUCGGCCCCCUUCGGCUAGAGGAAGGGGGCGGGGGCGAUGGUCAAGCCCCGGGUCUCAGUUGGACAACAAAGAGCAGAACAGACAUAGAGAUGGCACAAGGACAGAGGAUAGACCAAGGGAAGGUCUUGGAACAGAGGGCAGAUUUAAAGAUGACCUAAGGAACAGACCCAGGGAUGGUUUGAGAACAGAACCACAGACAAAUGAAAGGCAUGAGUACAAAUCACCUAGGGGCGUUGGUAUUUCUCCACCCUCAAAAGAUGUCCCUCUAUCAAGAAGGGGACGAGGGCAGAACACAAGAACAAGGAACAAAAGACCAGAUGCUCAGAUCUAUGUACCUCGAGGACGGAGACAACAGCAAAUACCUGUUAAUCAACUCCAAGAAUGUGAUGAUACAGUAGUGCAUCCUAGUGAUGGGGAUUCCCGUCACAAUGUUGUGGAAAAUAGGUUGAGGAAUAAUGAUCUUGCAAAGCAGGAUGUAGAUGGUAGGAUAUCAGACGUAGGUGGUGGGACAAUGGAUGGUCAGCUCUGUAACAAAGAAAUUCACAGUGGUCUGGAAAAGUGUCAUAACACAUCUUCCAGUUAUGACGAAGGUUUUCCUGAAGUUGUCAGUAAACCUGCAGAACAAACAUUCCCUCAGUCUACAAAUCUGUCAAAAGCCAAACAGGUGUCUCAGCCGAGGAAGUCUAGAUCAAAGAUUCAGGUGUAUGUGCCACCACACCAGAAACAUAAUAACAGUGGAAGAUCACAGGAAAUGCCUGGCCCAUUACAUCCACUCAGCUGUGGUCAGGAGAAGCAAAAUUCUAUGGAUACAGAAUACGCUGCUGAUGCCAGAGAGGUAGGCACGGAUGAAAGUAAAUUGAGUAGUGACUCGCAUCAUAGAACAAAAGUCAAAAGAGUAAAAUUGAACAAUUCUGUCAGUAAGCUGAAGAGCAGGGAUGACAGAGAAAUGGAACAAAACUGUGCCUUGUCAGGUAGUCCUCAAGAACAGUGUAGGUUAUCAAAUUAUUCCGACCCUAGUGAAGCAGAUGUGGUUAAUUGUGAGCAAAGUAUAUUGGAUGUAUGUGAAUCAAGACCUAGUACUUCAGAUAUUACACAUGCCGAAGACCCUAGUGUAUCAGAUAUACAUGUUCAAGGCCCUAGUGAAAAAUAUAUACAUGUUCAAGGCCCUAGUGUAUCAGAUAUUCAUGUUCUAGGGCCUAGUACUUCAGAUGUAAAUGUUUCAGACCAUAGUACUUCAGACAGACAUGUUUCAGACCCUAGUCCUUCAGACAAACAUGUUCCAGGGCCUAGUACUUCAGAUAGACAUGUUCCAGGUCCUAGUCCUUCAGAUAGACAUGUUUCAGGUCCUAGUCCUUCAGACAAACAUGUUCCAGGUCCUAGUCCUUCAGAUAGACAUGUUCCAGGUCCUAGUCCUUCAGACAAACAUGUUCAAGGGCCUAGUCCUUCAGAUAGACAUGUUCCAGGUCCUAGUCCUUCAGACAAACAUGUUCCAGGGCCUAGUCCUUCAGAUAGACAUGUUCCAGGUCCUAGUCCUUCAGAUAGACAUGUUCCAGGCCCUGCUCUGUCUGAUAUAAAUAUUCCUGUCACUUGUGUAUCUGCUGUAAGUGAUCCAUUUGUUUCCUCUUGUGGCAAUCCUCAUGGUUUUGACAGUGAAGACGAUAACAAAAGAGGUUUCCAUGGUAAUAAGGCUGACCUUAAUGACAAAUCUAGUAGUGAUCUUUGCUCUUCCAAUGGAGAUAAGAUUUGUGUAAAAUCGGACAAAUUUUGUCAGUCAGUGGAUGAGGUUCGGACAGUGGUUGAGAGGGAAUCGCUGACAUCACAACAAAGUGGAAACAGUGUAGAAUCGACUACUAAGGUGAUUCCUGUUGACAGGAUGGAUUCUGAUCUGAUAUCAACUGCUACACAGGGACAUAAGGAUGGCAGUCACCAACAAACUGUUACUUCUGCACAAGACAUUACCAAGAUAGAAACAAAUUUUAAGGAAAAGUUUGAUAAAAGUACUGAUCAUAGCAAGAAGGCAAAAAUGCAUGAGUUAUCUGAUGAACUGACAACGAUGACAGAUUUAGGAUUGGUGAAGGAGGAACAGAGACAAGAGAUAUCUGACAAAGUGACAACGAUGGCAGAUUUAGAAUGGAUGCAGGAGGAGCAAACCGUAGUUCCAUCCAGUACUUCAUGCGAUACAGACAAGAAGACUGAGGGUACAGAACACAUGGAUGUAGAUAACGAUGUUUGCAGUGGUGAAGAAGGAAAAGAUGAAGAGGAAGAUGAUGAUUCAUGGGACAAGAUGUUUGAUGAUGAGGGUGAAUGUUUAGAUCCCGUUGCCAUGGAGGAGUUGACCUCUGCCAUUGGGAAAGUCAAAAUAAAGAAACCAAUUAUUGACUACCUCAGCUAUAAACCACGAGAUCCAGAUCUUAGUCGAGAGGAUGUUGGACAUGUGAUAGAGAUAUAUGACUUUCCACCAGAGUUAAAAACAGAGGACUUGAUGUCAGCAUUUCAGCAGUUUAAAAGCAAAGGUUUUGACAUUAAGUGGGUAGAUGAUACCCAUGCUUUAGGAGUGUUUAACAGUGUCGUAGCAGCCCAGAGUGCCCUGACACUGAAUCACCCCUUGCUGAAGGUCAGGGCCUUGUCUGAAGCAGCACGACAGAGCAAAGAGAAAGCCAAGCGAUGCAUUGAGUUCCUGCAGCCUUACAAACCACGUCCAGAGACUUCAGCUCUGACUGCCAGAAGGCUUGUGACUGGAGCCCUAGGGCUGGCCUCAAAGGUAUCGCGAGAGCAGAGGGACCUUGAACGUCAAAAGCUUCGACAAGCCAAAGAAAAGAAGAAGCUGAUGAAAAAACAAAAAGAUGAUAUGUGGGAAGGAACAUACACAUCAGAGAAUGCGGAAACGUCAUGACAGAAUUUUUAUGGACCAGUGCCUACUUAAGACCAAACAGCUUUGUUAAUCAGUGAAGUGUCCUUCCAUUUUCUGACUACAAAACCAACAUAUUUAAAUCACCUGAGAAUAUUUGAUAAUAUUUUAUACACAAAUCCUUCAGAUUUUGAAACUGAGCAUCCAAAGGACUUGGAAAAAUUUACUUUAAAAAGAAGUUUUAUCAUUGGCACAUGUUUAUCAUGGGAUGUUAUAGAAAUAGUAUAUGUGAGCGGAGACAGAGGAGUCAAAGACGAGUCUGGGAAAUGUGGACAUUUUUCCUUUUGAUAGAGCUUUAUUACUCCAUUCCUGGAGAUAUAUUGUGCCUUGCAUCUUGAUGAAUUUGUAUGUAAGCUUUGUUUAAGCUCAGCCUUUGGAAUGCAUGUAGCUUUGUUGUGUUAGCAUGUUAAUUUAGCCAUAAAAAGUUGAUGAUAUGGAGAUAACCCAAAUUCAUGAAAAAAUGAAUUCAAGAUGAGAUAGGGGUUACUCGAAAUUCCAUUUUUUUGCAAUUGGUUUCCUAUUUUCUCCUACAAAUCCUAGAAGUGUCACACAUACAGAGUUUAUAACAACAUCCAACUAUGUAUGUUGUCAAUUUAGAAUUAUCCUAUAAAUCCUAUGGACAUACCUGAUAGACCAACAAAUUAUUAACAUUGGGGGCAGAUUUUGGUUCUCUAUGAAAAGCUGUAGGUUGUAUCGUCCUACAACCUCAAUCAUUGUAAAAAUACAACACAUUCUUAGCAGAGUUUUCAUUUAAUAUAAGAUUUUAUGUAGCUACUUUUGGUGAGCCUGAAGUAAGCUAAUAAUUACUUUAAUAAAUCACAUUUACAGUAAAAACAAUUCUUUAUCCUGUAAUGAGAAAUUUGUUGCAUUUUUUAUGAAAAUAUUUUAACAGGCUGAAUUAGAGUCUGGAGUCUUUCAGGGUGUAACAAUCUCUCUGUAGUAGGAAGUCUGUGAUGAAAUCAAGUUGUGAUGUCAGAAUUCCUGAAGAACCGACAUUUAAUACUUUUGUGAUAUUUUAUACAUAUUAACUUGAAUUGAGCCUCAGUCUUGAAUUCCACUUUCAUUCAUGUAUAAAAUUGUCACAUUCAGCUGUGCAUGCAUUCUUGUCCUUACAGUUCCUUAUAAACAAAAUGUAAGCAUUCUGUACUUUAUUGUGUAUGUAUAGAAAGUGGAACAAUGUAAUACGAAUUCUGCUAUAUUUAUUGUUUCUAAAUAAACAUGAAAUG
This is a messenger RNA of Ylistrum balloti, 4658 nucleotides long. RefSeq lists its product as uncharacterized. NCBI's taxonomy places the organism in Eukaryota, Metazoa, Mollusca, Bivalvia, Pectinida, Pectinidae. Gene Ontology annotation, molecular function: nucleic acid binding. The record is from RefSeq and is a predicted model, not a curated record. The coding region runs from base 244 to 3417 and encodes 1057 amino acids. The transcript has 12 exons.